Messenger RNA from Ectocarpus sp. CCAP 1310/34, 1683 nucleotides. The record is from the annotation of a GenBank genome assembly. Lineage: Eukaryota; Phaeophyceae; Ectocarpales; Ectocarpaceae.
CUGUUCGAUGUCCAAGGGACAGGUGAAACCCGUCCAGACGAGCACGAGCACACGCGCACUGCCACCUCUCGCAGAUGACGAGGAGGGCGGGGAGGGCGAGAGCAGAGUGGAUGCAUCACGCUAAGGUUGGGGGGGGGAGAGAGACUCAGAGAGUGAGUCCGACCUCGACGUGAUGGAGGCUCGUGGGCCAGGGCAAGCGACGCCGUUUGUGCGCGAGGAGGCGCCGACGGCACCCGGCAACGGGAUUCCGGGGGACGGAGGCAGCGUUCCCCCGUCGCCCUCUUCGGGAAGGGGCAACUUCGGCGGAGGCAGUGACAACCCCACCGACAGCAGCAGCAGCAGCAGCAGCAGCAGCAGCAGCAGCAGCAGCAGCCCGAGCAGCAGCAGCAGUGACGCCGGCGGUGCCGGCGGCCCGGGCGGCGAAGAGUCCGGCGACCCAGGUGGGGACGGCGGUAGCGAUGGUGAUCCCGGCGACUCCGAGAACCUCGAGGAGUUGAAGUAUGAUCCAGCCGACGACCGCUACCCCCGCGGGAUAGAAGGGAAGGAACUCCUCUGGGGCGCCGCGAACGCUGGCCCGCUGCGCCAUGGGCUUGAGAGUGGCCGCACGCGGAAGCAGACCCGGGAGAUGCAAGGUGCCGGGGAGAUGCCGAGGCCCGGAGAAACAACGGACCCGGAAGAGGCAUUGCUGGCGACCAUCCUGGAAACUGGCGGGACGGGGACUGUUGAGGACUACAUUUGCAACUCGCUUGUGAAAGAGCAGUGGGACGAGGAGCAGACACGCCGUACGGAGGAGAUGUACAGGCGCGAGGUGCAGGAGGUGUUGGGCCCGGAACAGCAGGCGUUCGGGGCCGAGGUCGACGCCAGCGGGUCUUCGCAACCACUCCCAGACCCACAGCUAAGUAUGACCUCGCCAAUCGGGCAGAAGCCGAGUGAUGUGGAAGCAGUACCGAUGACGUACAAGGAUGUGAUGUGUUCCAAGUACAAGGUUUUCUGGGAGGCGGCCAUGAAGAAAGAGAUAGAUGGCCACGACAAGACUGGAACCUUUACCAAGGUUAAGGAGCUGCCCGAGGGGCGGAAGGCCAUAGGUUCAAUGUGGGUGUUCUCUUGGAAGACGAAUGAGAAGGUCCUGAUAGUCGACUUCAAGGCCCGUAUGGUUGCGCGGGAUUUCUCUCAAAUCCCCGGCAUCGACUUCCACCAUUCAUCCUCAGCGUUCCCGUCUGCAGCGUCCAUCAAGACGGUGAUUGCCGUAGCCACUGAAAAGGGCAAGAAACUCGCUCACUGGGAUGUGAAGCAAGCGUACAUCCACGCUAAGCUGAAAGACGAAAUAUACCUCAGGUUCCCGGAAGGCUGUGGUAGCAUGUCCGGCAAGGUGGUCAAGGUUGAGCGUGCCCUGUAUGGCCUAAAGCAGAGUGGCCGUGAGUGGGGGUUUGAAGCUGCCGAUGCCCUCAUCGAGAAUGGAUACGAGCAGGGCAGGGUUGACCCGUGUCUUCCGGAAGGUGGUGGAUGGAGAGGUCGUAGGUCUCAUAGUGAUGUACGUUGAUGACAUCUUAGUGGCGGCAGACGAGGGAGAGCGAGAGGAGUUGUUCGCUUCCCUCAACAAGAAGUUUCCGGUGAAAGAUCUGGGGUAGUGUACCUGGUACGACGGGUGUGCUAUCGCCAUCGAUGUAGAAAAUGGCAUCACCA